Messenger RNA from Plasmodium malariae, 5298 nucleotides. RefSeq names its product conserved Plasmodium protein, unknown function. The transcript has 2 exons. NCBI's taxonomy places the organism in Eukaryota, Apicomplexa, Aconoidasida, Haemosporida, Plasmodiidae. The record is from RefSeq and is a predicted model, not a curated record. The coding region runs from base 1 to 5298 and encodes 1765 amino acids.
AUGGAAAAUUAUGAAUCACCCUCAGAAAUUUUAAAAAAAAAAGAAAAGGAAAAAGCUCAAGAAAGUAAAGAAGGAAAUGAAAAAAAAGAGAAGCUAAAAUUUAUUGAUAUCUUUAACGAAAAUGAUGAUAUAGAUAAGAAUGAAGUAGAGAUUAUUAAUUUCUUAAAAAAAAAAAAAGUAAUACAUAAAAGAAAAGGAAAGAAUAAUGAUCCAAACCCAUAUAUUGAAGAUACUUAUAAUAUAGACAUGACCGAUAUAGUGAGUUCGAAUUUUGCUACGUCGAAUUCGUAUAUUGAAAAGAAUGACGUCCAUUCGAAAGAGAACAAAUAUAAUCGAAACAGAACAAUAUAUAAUGAUUCUGUGUAUGAUAAUUAUAAUGCUACAUACUUAAUCAAUGAGAUAUAUAGAUUAAAGGCAGAAGUAGAAGAGUCUUUACAAAAAGAAUAUAAAACAAAUGAGCAGAAAAAAGUGGUUGAAGAGAAGAAUAACCUUCUUAGUAUAAGUAUUGAUGAUAUGAAAAAAGAAAUUGAAAAAUUAAAGAAUAUUUAUGAUGAGGAAAUUGUUAAAGUAAAAGAGUCUUAUGAUAGGCGUAUUGACAUUCUCACGAACGAAAUACAUGAAAAAGAACAUUUUUACAAAAAAAAAAUAGAAGCAUUUGAAAAGGAGUCCUCCACGCAACUGUACGAGUGCGAAGCCAAAUACCUCAGUGAAAAGAAAAAAAAUGAAGAGAAGGAUGCAUUGAUGGAAAGAGUCCAAGCGGAAAAGGAAAAUAUGGCGGCAGAUAUGGAAAAAAUGGCAGCGGAUAUGAAUAAAACGAAAGAGGAGAUGGGAAAAAUAGAGGAAGAAUUAGGCAGAAUGACUAAGGACAGGGAACAAAUUACCAAGAAGAUGGAAAACAUAACUAAACAGUUUAAUACCCAGCUGGAGGAUAUGCAAAACAAAGUAGACGAAGCAAACUCUAUGGAGAAAAAUUUUUCAAAUAUGCUAAGUGGUGAACGGGAAAAAAGUGAGCAGCAAAAAUUGACCAUAGAGAAAUACGAAAAAGAAAUACAAAAUUUUAAAAGUAUCAUUGAUGAAAAAAACGAAAGCAUUAAAAAUAUGGUUAAGGAUAUAUUAUUGAUAAAAAAUGUGUACGAAGAAUUAGUGAAGGAAAAACAACUGAAUGAAGUGAGUAAAAAGAAACUAGUAAAAAGAAUUGAGGAAUAUGAAAAAGAUUUGUUAUAUCUGAAAAAUAAUAUAGAAGGGUAUAGAGUAAAUAACGACAAGUUGAGAAAACAUAAUGAAUUGUUAAAUGAAUAUAUUAGGAAAAAGGAAAAAGAAAUUACUACUCUUUUUAAUGAAAACAAAUAUUUGAAAAAAGAAAAUUUUGUAUUUAAUAAAAAUUUUCUUAGUAUAAAAAGAGGAAAAAGCAACCAACUGGGAAAAUAUUCUUCCGAUUCUACAAAUAUUGAUCAAAAGGGGAAGAUUUCUACUUGUACUACUAGUGAAGAGGAGGAUAUCAUAGGAAUAGAAGAAAUACAUACAAAGAGAAGGGUAAAUGCUUCACUUGGUAAGGAUGUAGCACAAAUAGAUGAUGUACUAUCUCAUGAUGCAUUAACGAUGAAAUGCACCAAUUGGUGCACGAAUGAUCCCGAAAAGGAAGAAAACGGAAGGAAAAAAUCAAUCGAAAAUGAGAAAUAUACAAAGGGGGCGAAAAAAAAAAAAAAAAAAAAUGGAGCAGGAAAGAAGGAAGAUGUAUUAGGUAAAAAUAAAGAAGCAUUAAUAAAAAAGAAUAAUAUACAGUCAAAAAAAAAAAAAGAGAACAACAAUGCUAUCGUUUUAGGAGAGACAGGUAUUUUAUGUCCUAAAAAAUACACCUUCAAUAUAUGUGAGCCUAAGCCAAAUGGGGUGGAAGAAUCGGCAAGGUGUGCGAAGAGGGCCCUGCGAAACGAUAAAAAGGAAGGUACCAGUGAUAGAACAGAAGGGGGAAGUCAGGGUAGUGUUCGGUGUAGUUCACAUAUGGGGAAGUACUGUUGCAAUGGAAGAAGUAGACGUGAUGCAAGCAGUAAUCUUAAUAAAAGCAGUAGCUGUUGUAAAAGCAGCAGUCUUGAUGCAGACCCAAAUAAGGCAUAUUGUGGGUGUACCAACUAUAAGGAUCCCAAACAGGAGAAUAGUGCAGUGAACGACAAAGAAGUAAACCUUAAGGAGUUCAGAAAUAGCUUAUCCAAUUUUGUUAUGUUAAAUAGUUCAAUAUGUAGAGAGGAUGGAAAAGUCGACAAGUGGCAUGCCCUCUCGAAUACGCUAAGAAAAAAAACAUCAAGAGAGAGGCAAGUAGGGGAAGCAGACGAAGCAGACGAAGCAGAUGAAGCAGACGAGGCAGACGAGGCGGACGAAGCAGACGAAGCAGACGAAGCAGACGAAGCAGACGAAGCAGACGAAGCAGACGAAGCAGACGAAGCAGACGAAGCAGACGAGGCGGACGAGGCAGACGAGGCAGAUGAAACAGACGAGGCAGGUGAAGCAGAUGAAACAGAUGAAGCAGACCAAGCGGAUGAAGUGAACGAAGAAGAAAGAAAAAAAAAACCCAAUGUUUUGUUAUCUAAAAUUAGAAGCACGAACACUAACCUAUUUAACAAAGAAUUAUGCAGUAAUAAAUAUUUGUACGAUUUAAAUUUAUAUAAUUUAAAAAAGUGUAAUAUGUUUAGUCUUAGCAAUAAUAUAUUGACUGAAGGAAAAAAAAAAAAAAAAAAAAUAUACAGUAUUAAUAGUCUAUAUGAUAGUAAUACUAGUAUCAUAAAAGAUAUGAACAACAAUAAUAUGAACAAGAACACAUUUUUAAAAAAUUACAAUAGCGAAAAGGAAAUACCGUCUUUUCCUGUGUUAACAAAUAUUACAUCAUAUAAUACAAAUGAAAAAAAAAUAAUGGGAGGUACAAAUACUAGAGUGCUAUUACAACACCCUGAGAAUUAUUAUUUAAAAGAAGAAAAUACGGAAAAAGAAGACACUAUUGAUUACUUUCUUUCAAAUAUAAAAAAUGAAAAAAUCAGUUCAAACAGAUAUUAUGAUGAUAUAGUGAACAAAAUAAAAAAUAAAACUUACCUACACAAAUGGCUCACAAAACAAAAGCCUGCUUCUGAUUGUAAACCACAUAGAAGAAAAGAAGAAGACUUAGGUGAACUAUCAAAUGAUAAUAAGGUAUUUCCCAAUAAUUUUCUUAUCGAAAGAAAUAAAAAAAGAGUUUUUAAGAACGAUAUGUUCAACAAUUUUAAUGAACAAACAAAUAUAAAAUCAUAUCUGUUAAGUAAGUAUAAGAAUAAAAGCAAUAUAUAUGGUCUCUUUAUCAUUAACGAGAGGUUAAAAAGUAUUUAUAAAAAUAUAGAAAAUAAGAAAAAGUCAAUCAGCAAUUUCCCCAUGGCAAAUUUCAAUGACGAAAGUGAAGAUUAUGUAAGGACCAGAAUGAGUGGUUCCUUCAAUGUUGUUCAGGCCGCUCAUAGUACCAACGAUAAUAGUGGUGUAUUUUUCUUAGGCUCAUCAAGUAAGAAGAACAGUAAGAAAGACAUAUUUCUUAAUCUUAUCAAAGGAAAAGAACCCCAACGGAUUAGCUUAAAAGCAGUGGAGGGAAAAAGAAGCAGUUUCGAUUGUGCUGUUAAAGAAGGAGAAGGAAACAUUAAUGGUACCCUCAUUUUGCAUGACAGCAUUAAUAGGAAAGGUGAAAUAAAUAAUAAAACUCAUGAUUAUCAUGAGAAUGUUGUAGAUAUUGAAAAGAGAAUUGUAUGCACCAACAUGGACUUAAAAAAUUCAAAUGAUCAAAAAAAUAGAAACACAACGAUGUGCAAUUCUGCAACAGCUUUUAAUAAUUCAAAUAAUAAUGACUUAAAGAAGAAUUGUCAAACAGAUGAGGAGAUGGAGAACGUGCUAAAGGAAUUGAAGUUGGGGUUGAAGGUGGAUCCAUUUUCAAAAAAGCAAAAAGAUACGAAUGAAUCCGUUGGUCCACAGUCCAUUUUGCGCAAAAAUGGUACGAAAUAUAUUAGCAAUGAUAUUAGUGGUGGAGUUAGCGGUCGGGGGGGUGAGUCAGAAGUGGAGUGCGACAAGGAGAGCAUUAAUGAACAUUACAAAUCCGGUGAUAAUGAAAAGGAAAAUGACUUGAGUGAUGGCAAUCUACUAUCACAUAAACCACAAAAAGUAAUCCGUUCUCACUUUGCACACAAAAAUAUAGGUAUGCUUGACAUUGCAAGGAGCGAAAUAUUACAUGGGGAAAGUAGUGCACCAGAUGAAAAAAGGGGGAGAUGUUAUAUGUAUUAUUUAGAUAAGAUAAAAAUUCUAAAAAAUAAUAUCAUAGGAGAAGAAGAAAAUUUACAGUCAUACAGAAAUCUAAGAGAUAAUGAAAUGUUUAAAUUAAACGAAAAGGAAGAUAUAGGUGCAGCUUUCCACUUUAGAAAAAAUACAAAUAAUAAUUGUGAACCACUGGACAUAGGAACAGAUGGAGAAGGGGAAGAAGGCAGUAACAAAUUAACCAUACAGAAUGCAUUAAAUUCAAAUUUUCAUAAUUUCCUUUUAUCGUAUAAAUGUAAAAAAAAGGAAUCAAAUAGUUUAUCUACAGAACAAAAUGAAAUUUUCAAUUUUUUGAAAAAGAGUUCAGUUCCAUCAGAUCAACAGAAAUGUGCAAAUAAUGAUAUGAACAGUAGAAAAGAAAAUUCUUACUUUGAAAAUUAUUACAAUAAAUUAAAACGCUUAAGAGAUAAAUAUGUAGGAGUAAAAACGGGUACAUCAACAGGUAUGCAACAUUUUUUUAAAUAUAAAGAUGGUGCUGCUGCUGAUGAUAACGAUUAUGACUAUGGUGAUAAUGAUGAUGAUAAUGUUGAUGUUGAUGAUAAUUUAAUUUGCAAUUUUCAAAUAAAUGAAGAAAAAAUGUUAACACCUAUUCGUAACGCUACCCUUACCAAUAAUAUACACAAAUCCAUAUGCAGUAAUUCAAAGGAAAGUGAGAAAUUUCUUUUUAAUAGUAAUUCUCUAAGAAAUAAUAUUACAAGUAACGAAACAGGGGAUAAAUACAGUAAUAACAACAUACUUGGAAAUCAAAAAGAUCAUUCACAUUUUAUUAAUAUCCUUAAAAAUGAUAAUGAUAAUCAUAAUGGUAAACUAAUGUAUGCUCAAAGGGAAGAAGAAAAAAUGAACAAUUCAAUUCAUUCGAAUAAUAUAAGUAGUAACACAACAUACACAAGUGACGAGAAAUGGAAUAAUCCACUCCAAAAUACAAACAUUUUUUCUACUUGCACGAGUAGCAGUAUAAAUCCUGGUGUUUCCUAUACAAGAUCGUAA